AUGUCCGUCGUCGCGAGCACCGCCGCGUCCGUCGUCGCGCCCGCGGCGCCGUCGUUCGUCGGGUUACGGCGCGUCAAGGGACCGGGCGCGCUGUCGCGCGAUGUCGAGGCUCACCCUUCCGUGACGCUCGCGACCUCCGUCCGCGGCGCGCGCGCCUCGCGCGGCGCGUCCUCCCGCUGCGUCGCGACGAUGGCGGGCACGGGCAAAUUCGUCGUCGGCGGAAACUGGAAGUGCAACGGGAACACCGCGUCCAUCACGCAGCUCGUGAAGGACUUGAACAAGGGCGAGAUCGACGCGGACGUGGACGUGAUCGUCGCCCCGCCGAUGCUGUACCUGCCCAAGGUCCAGAGCACGAUCGACCGCCAGUUCAAGCUCUCCGCGCAAAACUGCUGGGUGAGCGAAGGCGGCGCGUUCACCGGCGAGGUGAGCGCGGAGAUGUUGGCGGACGCGAACGUGCCUUGGGUCAUUCUGGGGCACUCCGAACGCCGCGCGCUGUGCGGCGAGAGCGACGAGUUCGUCGGCAAGAAGGUGGCGUACGCCAUCAAGAACGGGCUCUCCGUCAUGGCGUGCAUCGGCGAGACGCUCCAGGAGCGCGAGAGCGGCGCGACGCAAGACGUCUGCCGCAGGCAGCUCCAGGCGAUCGUGAACGAGCUCUCCGCGGGCGAUUGGGAGAAGGUCGUCAUCGCGUACGAGCCGGUGUGGGCGAUCGGCACCGGGAAGGUCGCGACGCCGGAGCAGGCGCAGGAGACGCACGCGGGGAUCCGCGCGUUCAUGGCGUCCGCGGUGUCCCAAGACGUCGCGUCGAAGGUGCGGAUUCAAUACGGCGGCAGCGUCAACGGGCAACUGCAAGAGCUGGCCAAGCAGGAGGACAUCGACGGGUUCCUCGUCGGCGGCGCGUCGCUGAUCGGGGACGCGUUCAUCACGAUCUGCAACAGCGCGAAGUAUAACACGUACUGAGUCGGUCGAUGAGAGGAGGAAGGAAGGAGUAUUACCUGUACCUGAUGUAUCCGCGUGUUGGGUUGGUGGUUGCCUGUGUGUGUGCGCGCGCGCGCGUUGAAGCGAUAACAUAGUGGACUAAUGUUAUGACGAACACGCGAUCUCGCGAAAGGAACAAGACGCAAACGAGAGCGCGCGCGGCGCGGGCGCGGACGCGACGAUGACCGUCGCGCGCCGUAGCGCGGUCGAGUCGUCGUCGAUUAAAACGAACGGCCGCGUCGGCCUCGAAAG
Micromonas pusilla CCMP1545 is the source of this 1227-nucleotide messenger RNA. Its product is annotated as triosephosphate isomerase. Gene Ontology annotation, molecular function: triose-phosphate isomerase activity. Lineage: Eukaryota; Viridiplantae; Chlorophyta; Mamiellophyceae; Mamiellales; Mamiellaceae. Gene Ontology annotation, cellular component: cytosol. The record is from RefSeq and is a predicted model, not a curated record. The transcript is spliced from 2 exons. Bases 1 to 957 code for a protein of 318 amino acids. Gene Ontology annotation, biological process: glyceraldehyde-3-phosphate biosynthetic process; glycerol catabolic process; gluconeogenesis.